Messenger RNA from Nipponia nippon (crested ibis), 2304 nucleotides. RefSeq names its product ral guanine nucleotide dissociation stimulator like 1 (gene RGL1). Gene Ontology annotation, biological process: Ras protein signal transduction. The record is from RefSeq and is a predicted model, not a curated record. Lineage: Eukaryota; Metazoa; Chordata; Aves; Pelecaniformes; Threskiornithidae. Gene Ontology annotation, cellular component: plasma membrane. Gene Ontology annotation, molecular function: guanyl-nucleotide exchange factor activity.
AUGAAAUUGCUGUGGAAAGCUAAAAUGAGCACAAUUCAGGACUGGGGUGAAGAAGUAGAAGAGGGAGCUGUUUACCAUGUCACCCUGAAAAGAGUGCAGAUUCAGCAGGUUGCCAACAAAGGAGCAAGAUGGCUAGGGGUUGAAGGGGACCAGUUACCUCCAGAACAUACUGUGAGCCAGUAUGAAACAUGCAAGAUCAGGACAAUAAAAGCUGGAACUUUGGACAAACUUGUGGAGAAUCUUCUGACAGCUUUUGGGGAUAAUGAUUUUACCUACAUCAGUAUCUUUCUCUCAACGUACAGGGCCUUUGCUUCUACUAAGGACGUACUGGAACUUCUCCUUGACAGGUUUGGAAUCCUGGAGACCUCAAGCUGUGAAGAAGUUGGAAGCCAGAAUUCCUCCGAAUCCAAAACAGUACUCAGGACUGCAAUAGCAUCAAUCUUACGAGCCUGGCUCGAUCAGUGCUCUGAGGAUUUCAGAGAGCCACCUGACUACCCGUGUUUGCUGAAGUUGCUGGAUUACCUGAAGAGGAAUAUACCCGGCUCUGACCCGGAGAGGAGGGCACAGAACCUUUUGGAGCAGUUCCAGAACCAAGAAGUGGAAAACGACGAUGGGUUCCAUAACACUUCCCCCUGUAACCUAUAUGAUGAAGAGGAACUGGAGAUCAGCAGUUCAGAAGAAUUCUCUGUUUUCCAAGAAGACCUUGUGGCAGAACAGUUGACAUACAUGGAUGCAAAACUCUUCAAGAAAGUUGUGCCCUACCACUGUUUGGGAUGCAUCUGGUCUCGAAGGGAUAAGAAAGAAAACAAGCACCUGGCACCCACCAUCAGAGCCACCAUCUCUCAGUUCAAUGCAGUUACCAAAUGUGUUGUCAGCACUAUCUUGAAGAGCAAAGAACUCAAAACACAGCAAAGAGCCAAGAUCAUUGAGAAGUGGAUUCAUAUUGCACAUGAAUGUAGGAUCCUGAAGAAUUUUUCCUCCUUGAGGGCCAUCAUUUCAGCACUGCAGUCCAACUCCAUCUAUCGGCUAAAGAAGGCCUGGGCGUGUGUUCCAAAGGACAUAAUGCUGAUGUUUGAAGAGCUGUCUUAUAUCUUCUCAGACCAUGACAAUUAUUUGACAAGUAGGGAGCUGCUGAUGAAGGAAGGAACUUCCAAAUUUGCGAAUCUGGACAGCAGUGUGAAAGAAAAUCAGAAAAGGACACAGAGGCGACUACAACUUCAAAAAGAUAUGGGAGUAAUGCAAGGCACGGUACCUUAUCUUGGUACCUUCCUCACUGAUCUCAUCAUGCUUGACACAGCCCUUCAGGACUAUAUUGAGGGUGGCCUGAUAAAUUUUGAGAAGAGGCGCAGGGAAUUUGAAGUAAUUGCCCAAAUUAAGCUCUUGCAAUCUGCAUGUAACAGCUAUUGCAUGACACCAGACCAAAAAUUCAUCCAGUGGUUCAGGACACAGCAGCACUUAACUGAGGAGGAGAGUUACAGCCUUUCACGUGAGGUUGAAGCAGCUGCUGACACUAGCACCACAUCGCCAAAAUCUCGGAAAAGCAUGGUGAAGAGAUUCAGCCUACUGUUUCUAGGCUCUGAGGUGAUCGCCCAUAGCACACCCAUCAAAGAGCAACCCAAAUCUGCUCCAGGUGGGAGCUCUGGUGAAAGCACGGACUCGGCCAGUGUUUCGUCCUGUGAGUUCAAUCACUCUGAAUCUGAAGACAUCUGCAUCAGUCCCAUAGGCACUCCUGAUGACUCUCAGAAAAAGCUCUCUGAAUCCCCCUCCACUUCCUCCUCCUCCUCCUGUUCCUUCACCCAUUCCAUGGACACAUCUUCCUCGGGGGUGUCAUCUUUCAUCUCACCCGCUCCUUUGGUGUCCUUCAACGACAAGGGCUCUGUCUCCGUGACACCCGUUACCUCAAAAGUACUGCCUCCUGUUUACAACCAGCAGAACAAAGAUAUGUGCAUCAUCCGGAUCAGCGUAGAAGACAACAAUGGCAAUAUGUACAAGAGCAUCCUGGUAACUAGCCAAGACAAAACUCCUGCUGUCAUCCAGAGAGCUAUGUUGAAGCACAACCUGGAAUCCGACGCAGCUCAGGAUUAUGAGCUUGUACAGGUCAUCUCGGAGAACAAAGAGCUGGUGAUCCCUGCCAACGCCAACGUGUUCUACGCCAUGAACAGCCACGUGAACUUCAAUUUCAUCCUGCGGAAAAAAGCUUCAGUCAACGGGCAGGUGAAAAUGAGGAGCCGUUGCAGUCUGACACUCCCCAGAACUGCCAAACGGGGGUGCUGGAGCAACAGGCCCAGCAAAAUUACACUGUGA